AUGGACGAGUCGAUCGUACUCAUGUCGGCCAUGGCACUACUGCUGGAAGAGUCCCAAGAGCAUAUACGAGCGAUACACAUAUCUCGCGGCCGGUUCAACCUCAUGGCACAAAGCUAUUCAACGUGUGCCUUCCACUUUUGCUUUAAGAAAUACGAGAUUCAGCAAUUCAAAGUGCUGCUGGAGAUUCCCGACCCAAUAAUCACGCCCCAGCGCUUCUUCGGCGCUCAUCGUACUCCUCGUCUGUUCCGGACGCACGAAGGGCAGCAAAGAUUUGUUCUUGAAAAGCAGACAUUAAGUCGUCAUAGCGUUUUCGUGCUCUGAUGAGUCAGAACACCCUGUUCUGAUACAGAACAUCCCCACUGCCCUGUCAGUGAGGUAGCAGCGUCUGCGAGCUGUGUAGGAGGUUUUUGUGCCUUCUAGAGGCUGUUCCUCAGAGUAGAAGUCAGCGCAGACAUUUGGUCACGGAACAUCAUUGGAUGUCAUGAUCAAUCAUAGUUAGUUUUGAUUGGCUGGUUCUUUCCAGUCAGAAGUAAUUCCCUUCCAG
Aphanomyces astaci is the source of this 544-nucleotide messenger RNA. RefSeq lists its product as hypothetical. Bases 1 to 321 code for a protein of 106 amino acids. The record is from RefSeq and is a predicted model, not a curated record. Lineage: Eukaryota; Oomycota; Saprolegniomycetes; Saprolegniales; Verrucalvaceae. The transcript has a single exon.